Molecule: messenger RNA, 2502 nt
Organism: Bathycoccus prasinos
Lineage: Eukaryota; Viridiplantae; Chlorophyta; Mamiellophyceae; Mamiellales; Bathycoccaceae
Exons: 1
Coding region: 1-2502 (833 amino acids)
Biological process (GO): RNA processing
Molecular function (GO): RNA methyltransferase activity
Source: RefSeq, a predicted model, not a curated record
AUGUAUACCUCUUCAAACUGCGCGCAAAAGAGAGACAACGCGUCAGCGCGCAAACGAACAAAAGUGACGAGAGACAUUGGAAAAUGCAUCAGAACGACGACGCACUUCUCGCGCGCACUCCUUGAGCUUUUUCCGGGGCAAACGACGGGAAAAGAUUCACGCGACGAGAUCAUCGACCUGAUGAUCAUCUCGCCGGGGAAAGAGGACGACGACGCGCCUCCCUCUGCCGCUGCAACCGCGGACGACGACGACGCUCUUUCGCGCAAGCGACCGAGAGGAGAGGAGGAGGAGGAAAAGACGAAGAGGACGAGAGUUGAUGAGUCGGUGGCGGCGGAGGAAGCGAAGGCGAAGUCUUUGAAUGAAAACAACAAAAACAACGACGAGGACGACGACAACAAUAACAACAACAGAUCAGGCGGCACCGCGUUAAUUCGAGGCCUUCCCUCGCGAUGGGACGAGAGACGCUUUCGCCUCGCGUUGCACGAGAUGCGCGUGACGGGACACACGAAAGUUAAAAAACGAACGGGGUGGACGCACGCGUUCGUGACGUUUAACUUUCCCAAGGAGAGAGAUUAUUGCCUGAAAAAGUUACAGGAACGAGCGAAGCAGCAAAGAGAGGAGGAGGAGGAGGAAAAGGAAAAGGAAGGAAAGAGCGAUGCUGCUUCUGCUGGCGGAGCGAUGAUGAAAGGUGGCGCUUCGUCGAAAGGAUGGAAGUUCGGGAAGAAAGUGACCAUGAGCGAGGCGAGAGAUAAAGGCGGUAAGAACAGCAGCAACAACGAGGAGAAGAAGGAGAAGAAGAAAACAGCAAAAACGGAGGCGCGAGACGCGGUGUGUCCGUUGUGGAACGUGAAGUAUUCGGAACAGUUGAAAAUGAAGAAGGCGAAGGUGAGGAAGGCGUUGGCGAUGGUGACGGAACUCGUCGGGAAGGCGAACGAGAAGUUUAAGAGGAAUAAUACUAACAACAACGGGAAAGGAAGUGAUGUUGAGGGAGAAGAGGAAACCGAACAGUGGUUGAAAGACGCCAGCGCGAGGAAGAAUAAACGGUGUUGCGAUUUAGUAGGCAUCGUGCGUUCGCCGGUUCUCGAGGGAUACAGAAACAAAUCGGAGUUUACGAUUGGAAAUAAUAACCAAGGUCAGCCGACGAUUGGGUUUAACGUCGGUUUAUUCAGAGAAGGAAACGUGGCGAUUGGAGAACCCGUUGGAUGUAGGAACAUUUCAAAGGUGGCGAUUUGCGUUCAAGAAGCCGCGCAAAAGUAUCUCAGGGACGUCGCCGGUACAGAGGACGCGUUGCCGAGUUGGGAUAAGCGAAACGGGAGUGGAUUUUGGCGCUUGUUGAUUGUUCGUGAAGGUGGAUGCGCUCCGUCCAUGUUAGGUGAUAGUAAUAGUAAUAAUGAUAAUGAUAGUAAUCAAAAUUGCGCGGCUCCAGCGUGGCGCAAAUGGCUUCGAUUAGAAGAAGGCGAGAGGGACGAGGAUGAAGAAGAUGAUAACGCUGAAGUGACUGUGAAUGGCAUCGACGACGCCGAAGACGCGUUAUCGUUGGACGCUCCGACGCCAAAAGAAAACUCGGAAGUUAUGGUCGUUGUACAAAUUAAUCCAGGUAAGGAAUUCGAAGCGGCGAAAAUGGAGAAAGCGCUGAAAGGUAUUCGGGACGCCAUGGAAACCGCGGCGAGCGCGUUCAAACCGGAAUCGUUUUUUAUCACCGUGCAAUUACGUCAGCACAACGAACUCGUAUCAAACAUGGCUGCUGCGGAUGCACACACGUCCGAGCUUGUUGUUGGUGACAGAAAUACUGCGAACAACAAGCCGAUGGUUAUUUGUGAACACAUGUGCGGAUUGAAGUUUUCCUUAUCGCACUCUGCGUUUUUCCAAGUGAACACCGCCGCCGCGGAAUUGCUGUACGCCUUAGCCGGCGAGUGGGCAUCGCCGAACGGAAAUUCGUUAUUGCUCGACGUGUGUUGUGGUACUGGUACGAUCGGGUUAACCCUCGCCAAUUCGGUUGGGAAGGUUGUCGGAUUAGAUAUUGUCGAAGACGCCAUUCGCGACGCGGAGAAAAACUCAAAAUUAAACGACAGAACGAAUUGCGAAUGGAUUGCGGGAAAAGCCGAGGAUACUUUAGACGUCGUGCUGAAAAAGUACGGCGAGGACGUGAAAACAGUUGCCGGAAACACCAACGAGGAAGAGGGAAGCAAAGAUGAACACGAAGAAGAACGACGACAACAACAACAAAAACGAGAGUUCCUCUACGACGACGUCGUGGCCAUCGUCGACCCGCCUCGGUGCGGUUUACACAAAAAAGUUCUCAACGCGCUCCGCAUGGAGACCAGACUCCGCAAAAUAGUCUACGUCUCUUGUAACCCCGAGUCCAUGGCGCAAAACUGCGUCGAACUCUGCGCGUUGAGGACGAAAAACAUGGGCCCUCCCUUCCGCCCGCGAAAAGCCGCAGCCGUCGAUCUGUUCCCGCAUACCGCGCACUGCGAAGCCGUUUUGGUCUUAGAACGUUGA